UUUGUAUUGGAUAUAAGCGACCUUGUAUAUUUAUCAGUCGGGUUAUGUCAUUGAGUCAUUAUUGUUAGAUAUUCGCAGAAAGAAAGACUGAGUAUGUUUUCAAGCAAAUCGUCGGCCUUUGACAAGGCUUUAGAAAAGGCAACAAGUCAGCUACUUCUUGAGCCAGACUGGGAUUCCAUUCUUCAGAUCUGUGACUGUAUCAGACAGGGAGAUGUACAGGGCAAGUAUGCAAUUACUCAAAUGAAGAAAAAGAUUACUGCAGACAAUCCACAUGUUGCAAUGUUUGCUUUGCAGACUUUGGAAUCCUGUGUGAAGAACUGUGGCUCCAUCAUCCAUGAGGAGGUGGCCACUAAAGAGUUUAUGGAGUUCCUAAAAGACAUUGCAAAGAGCAAACCAGAUCCCAUCAAAGGCAAGAUAUGUGAACUGAUUCAGUGUUGGUCCCAUGCCUUCAGAAAUGAACCCAACUACAAAGUUGUCCAAGAUACCUUUAAUUUAAUGAAGAUGGAAGGUCACACAUUCCCAACCCUGAAGGAAGCAGAUGCCAUGUUUACAGCAGAGAAGGCCCCAGAGUGGAAGGAGGGGGACACCUGUGCCAGGUGUCGGACCAGAUUCGGGACAUUCAACAGACAGCAUCACUGCCGAAGCUGUGGGGAUGUUUUCUGUGGCAAGUGUUCCUCUAAAUCCUCCAUUAUCCCUAAGUUUGGAAUCGAGAGAGAAGUGAGGGUGUGUGACUCCUGCUACGACAAGAUUCAACAACCAACCAAGAAGAAGGAAUCUGAUUCUGAAUUACCUGCUGAGUAUUUAGCUAGCCCGCUGUCUAAGCAACAACAGGCCCCGCCCCAGAAGUCGGAGCAGGAGAUCCAGGAGGAGGAGGAGCUACAGUUGGCCCUGGCCCUGUCUCAGAGUGAGAACGAGGCCAAGGAGAAAGAGAGGGAGAGGCUGAGGAAGAAUUAUGGAAUGUAUGGAGGACCCAGUAACACUACAGCAUCAGCUCCAGCCACACAAUCUACUGCACCGGUAUCUGCUCCCAUGAUUGACACCACAGACAUGGAUCCCGAGUUAGCUCGCUACCUGGACAGGAACUACUGGCAGAGAAAGUCAGAGGAUGUUAAACAACCCGUAUCCAGUAGCAACCCACCCACCACCACCCCUUCUGCUCCUGUAGCCAACACCGAAUCCAAACAGGCAGGGGUGGUAACUGGAGGAGGGGUUGUUAUAGAGGCCUUUCAGAAUGGAGCAGAUGAGGGGGACCAGGAACAGUUUCUGCGUGCCCUUAAGAGCAGUCUUGAGAUAUUUGUCAACAGAAUGAAGAGCAACUCCCAGCGUGGUCGCAGUAUUGCCAACGAUUCCUCUGUACAAUCACUGUUUAAUGUCAUCUCUAACAUGCAUCCCCAGCUGAUGAAGUACACCCAAGAACAAGAGGAUAUGAGAGGACAUUACGAGUCCUUACAAGACAAGCUUGCCCAGCUCCGUGACGCCCGAGAGGCCCUAGAUGCUCUGCGUGAGGAUUACCGGGAGAAGAAGAGACGAGAACAGGAGGAGCUGGAGAGACAGCGACAGAUACAGAUGGCUCAGAAGUUAGAGAUCAUGAGGCAGAAGAAACAUGAAUACUUAGAAAUGCAGAGACAGUUGGCUUUGCAGCGACUGCAGGAACAAGAAAGAGAAAUGCAAAUGCGAUUUGAACAACAGAAGCAGUUAACUCAGAUGAGGCAGAUGCAGGCAUAUGGAUACCCUCCAAAUGCUUAUGGACAGAUGCCACCAAUGCAGGGCAUACCAGGACAAACGUUUAGUCCAAUUAAUUCUGUGGAUGGUUCCCCAGUCCAUCAGAUGCAUCAGAAUGCUUAUCCUCCAAUGGGUGUGGGUCCAGGUAAUAUGAACAUGGGACCAGGGCAGGGCAUACCACAAAUGCAGGGCGGAAUGAAUGUGGGAAUGGGGCCCUCGGGAGGGGGCCUUGAUCAACAGAACAUGAUAAAUCAGGGCCCUAUAGGGGCAGGUCAGCCUCAGAUGCAGCAGACCCCUCAGCACCAGAUGUACAAUGUUCCUAGUUCACAGGCAGGAGGCCAGUACCCUCCAGGAUCCACACAACCAGUUAACCUGCCCGGGACUUACCAAUCUGAUCAGGGGCAAAACAGUUACCAACCACAGAUGCAAUAUAGCAUGUCACCCCCCAUGAACCAGGGGUACAUGCCACCUCCUAAUGUGGAUUACAAGGCAUUCAACAUGCAAAAUAUGGCCAAUGCUUUGCCCCCACAGAGUCAACAAGGUGUGUAUUCAGCUCCAUCAGGUCAACAACAGCAAUAUAUGACAGGCCCACCCCCUCCCCAGAAUCAGCAGUACCAGCAGGGAGGACCCCCUCCCCAGGGACCCCCUCCCCCAACCCAGCUGGAGGGAGAACUGAUUUCAUUUGAUUGACGUACAACUUCAGUAGCUGAUUAAUUAUCUCAGUAAUAUAGAUGUAUUGAAAGAAUAACCGGACUUUAAUAGGCAUUUAUUGGAUACUUAUGAACUUUGUGUUGUAGCAAUGAAAAAAUGCUUUGAAGUUGAUUGUUGUAAACUAAGAAGUACAAUGUGAAAAUGAUUUUUUUUCUUCUUUUUCAGAGAUCUGGGUUUCUUGAUAAAUUGUUAAUCAUCAUAUAUAUUACAUAUAUGUUUUACUUCAUUUGCUAAAUAUAAAAAAAACUGUGUCAAGUUAAAAAAUAUUUUAUGGUUUCCUACAAAAUGACAUACAUUUAUAUAUACAAAUAGAAAUUUUGAAAAUUUAAAAUAUUGGUACAUGUUAAUAAAUUUAGCUAAAAUGAA
Molecule: messenger RNA, 2799 nt
Organism: Saccostrea cuccullata (small rock oyster)
Lineage: Eukaryota; Metazoa; Mollusca; Bivalvia; Ostreida; Ostreidae
Product: hepatocyte growth factor-regulated tyrosine kinase substrate-like
Exons: 16
Coding region: 94-2412 (772 amino acids)
Biological process (GO): endocytic recycling; receptor internalization
Cellular component (GO): early endosome
Molecular function (GO): metal ion binding; phosphatidylinositol binding; ubiquitin binding
Source: RefSeq, a predicted model, not a curated record